CAGUUGUGGAAUGGCGAACAGUAUAAAUUUGAACUUCGACGAUGCAGGAUUUCUCUGAAAAAUCAAUUUCCCUCCUAGGUUCUCCGGUGAUAGUGACAGUGUUUUGUGAUUUUCUAGUGAAUGGUUUGGUGAAUCUGGUGCCUUCUCCUGUUAUCAUUGGCAAGUUUCCAGCACAUGCAACAAAAGCAGCAGGAGUGUGUAGAAGUGGUACUAGAUCGGUAGUGGGUCGUGGAAAACCGAAAGUGCGAUUUAAACCGAAGAAAAUAGCUGGCGCCGGAAGUGAGCGGAAGAACGGCCAAUGUUCUAGGUGUGUUAUUGUGGCCGAGGGUUGAUCCUGCUUUUGUCACUGUGCUUGAAUUGAAGGGUAUAUUACACCUACUGUAGCCGAGAUAGUGUAACUUUCCGCUGGAUUGUAGUGAAAAAUGGGGAAAACUGGAGCACUGUAGGGUCGACAUGAUGCCGUGCGAACACCGGAAGUGCACCAACCGAAGGAACAAACCAGACACGCAGCAGCUGCAAAAGGACUUGGGAAAGAUUGUUGGAUGCUAUCGCCCUGAUCCUCGCAUUUAACACUCCCUGAAAAGCAUUAACCCAAAGACCAAAGAAUGACUUCACGCUUGGAUCGUUUGUUCAUCCUGCUGGAGUCCGGCUCGGCAGCGGUAACACGGAAAGCGGCCGCCAAGCAGAUCGGAGAGGUCCAGAAGCUGCACCCGCACGAGCUGCACAACCUGCUGGGACGCCUGUUGACCUACCUGCACAGCAAGGACUGGGAGACGCGGAUUGCCGCCUCGCAGGCAGUUCAGGCCAUCCUGGAAAAUGUCCCCCAGUGGAACCCGAAGGGGGUAGAUGAGCUACCCGGCGGAGGUGGGCCAAACGUUGGGGGUGAAUACAAUACUCAAACCGCGGCCGGGAGCUCGCGGUUGUCGUUCGAGAAGUUCGACCUGAAUGCGGUGUUGCAUCGUGGGGCUCGGCUGAUGGGUUCCGAAGGGACGGAGUUCGAUGCGAUUGAUGAUAAUGAUGGGGGUGAUCCUCGGGAGAAAUGGGCGCGCCAGAGGGCACUGCUGAACGAGAAGCUAGGCCUCAGUACGGGCGUCAAUUUGGAUGAUAUUGUGUCGAUUGAUGAUAUGCAGAAUCGGAGUGUUCAGGUACAACUCGCUAGGCAGGACGGCGAAAGACUGAUGCCAGUUCAGGACAUUUUGAAGCUGGAACAAGAAGGAUCUAGUCAAGCGUUGAGCUGUCGGGAGAAGAACCGAGCUCGACGGAAAGCACGCGAGCAGCAGAAGGCUUUCCCUAAUCCGAUCAAUGCAGUCACAGGUGGUGGCUCCGGUGGUGGCCUAAACGGAUCCGGUGCGGAUGGUGAACCGGAUCGGAAACGACUCAAAACUGAUGGCAAGUCAGAUACGACGGCGUUUGCCGAUCCCGUGCCGGAUUUAACGGGGUCUUGGGUCGAUGCAACUGAAUGGCCCCUGGAAUCAUUCUGUUCCAAGCUUUAUAUGGACUUGUUUAGUCCGCGGUGGGAAACUCGACACGGAUCGGCUACGGCGCUUCGUGAACUGCUCAAGAGCCAUUCUCAAGGAGCAGGAAAAAGUAUUUUCAUGACAAAGAAGCAAAUGAACGAGCAGCAUCAGCUGUGGUUGGAAGACGCCACAUUGCGAUUGCUUUGCGUCCUAGCCUUGGAUCGAUUUGGAGACUUUGUGUCCGAUCAAGUCGUUGCCCCUGUACGAGAAACAUGCGCCCAAGUACUCGGUACGGUUCUAAAGCAACUGCCUCUGCAAAACGUCCACAGAACCGUAAGUGUUCUACUAACGUUCAUCAAGCAAAAAGACUGGGAAGUCCGUCAUGGUGGUCUUCUGGGAAUCAAGUACAUGCUAGUCGUUCGGGAAGAUCUGGUUCAAACGUUCUUACCUCUAAUCAUCAACGAUGUGUUGACGGGACUUUUCGACUCGGUGGAUGACGUGGGAGCUGUCGCAGCAGCCACCAUCAUACCCAUUGCUUCCUGGCUACCAAAGCUGCUAACAAAAAAUCAAGUUUCUCACAUCGUAAAACUGCUGUGGGACCUCCUGUUGGACCAGGACGAACUUGCAUCCGCCUGUAACAGUUUCAUGGGGCUGUUGGCCUCGAUUCUGAGCCUCCCAAAUGCAUCCAGCUGGAUCCAAAUGGAACCAAUGUCCGUUCUAGUGCCACGCCUUUGGCCAUUCCUUAGUCACUGUACCUCAUCCGUACGAAGAUCUACUCUCCAAACUCUGAGAACACUCACCGAUAGUAAGCUUACGGCUCAAAGUGAACCUUCGACGCCCACCGGAAGCAAUGGCAUGAACGGCAAAGCCACAUCGGUUAUAGUUAGCACGGCAGAAGCUUUGGCUAAGGCCGCGACUGAGACCAACACGAUCCUCCAGGUAGAUCCCUCAGAGAAUCUAGUGCUGAACUUUGGAGUGCAGGACUGGCCACCUGCUUUGCUUCAGGAAGCUCUUCGUCACAUUUUCCAACGGGUACUGGUGGAGCACGUGGAAGACAUUCAAUGCUUGGCCGAAGAAGUAUGGAACAACCUCAUCACCAACGCAGAACUCUCGGCCCUUCUUCACGCUUCCUGCCCGUACGUGGCCAGCUGGCUUUGUUUGGCAAUGCAACCGGUCCGCCUGGCUUUCGAUCCGUCCUCCUUGAUCUACGCCAAACCGAUUCAGCCUUCGCAGCUGCGUGAACGUCGUCGGCAGUUCGAUUCCUUCGAUAGCGGUAUUCCAUCGCGGCAAAAGCUGUUCCUCGGCGGAUCGGAAACCAUCCCGAUUGAGAUGCGCGAAAAGAACGUUAUCCGUGCCCGGAUCAAAACGUCCAAAAUGAUUGGUCUGUUGUCGCGGUAUCUGGUUCUGCCGGCACCUGGCGUUGUCUACACCCCGGAGAUUGAAAGUCCAAUCGACUGUUAUACCAAAGUUCUGCUCGGCUAUCUGCAGUCUCGCUCGGCGCUUCAGAGGUUGAUUGCUAGCCUUGUGAUUGCGUUCUGGUGCUCGGCGGACGACACCAUCAAACCAGGACUCAUUUCCCUUCAGGAGCGCUUGAAAGGAUGUUUGAACGAGUAUGUUUAUUAUGAUGAGGUUGGUAUAUUGUUCACCAGACUUCUGCAGGAAAGCAGGGACUACCUGGCCACUUUGAAGCAGCACAAGAUUCAGUUCGUGGAGUUUGAAAACUUGAAAGUUCUGAGCUUGGAUCAGAUCUUUCAGCUUUGCACCGUGAUGUCGGAAAAUAUGAAAACCAAGUACGGUUUGAAGACUAAAAUUGCGGAAAUGUUGGAGGAACGCCGACGGGGUUUGUACAAUUCGCAUGCUAGUACGGCUUUGGAGCAGAGCAAUCUUCACAUCAGCACCCAGGCAUCGCUUUCAGGAGCAGUGGUCAGCUUGAAAUGCCUUCCGGAAAAGUUGAAUCCCGUCGUGAAGCCCUUGAUGGAAUCUAUCAAACGCGAAGAGUGUGAACUGCUUCAAAAGCUCUCCGCCAAAUAUCUGGCCGACCUACUGGAUCAAGUCACCGUUCGCAAUCCCUGUCCAAACAACAAGAUCGUUUCAAACUUGUGCACCUUAUUGAAAAGCGAUGCGGACUUCACGCCGAAGCUGAUUAUACCGGACCGUGAAAUGCGACACUUUGAUCCCGCUAACACAAGCGACACCAACCCAUACCACGGAAUCAUAACUUUACUGAAUCAGCAAAAGACCAAAGAAGGUCACAAUGGUACUGCUUCGGGGUCACGUGGUCCCGGUAGGCCAUCGUCGGUUACCUCAGAUAUCCCAACGCUGGAAGACGCCCUCAACGAAAACGAAGAAACUAGUCGCAAACACGCCCGUACUCAAAGACUAGGCGCCACGCAUGCCAUAACCACGAUCUGUUCGUACUUCAAGCAAAACCUCCCGGAGAAGCUUCCCGUACUGUGGCAGAUGAUGACGGAGAAGAUCAUUACCAAAGUUGAUGAGAGCUACGUUGACCGACUGAGUCGACAGAUCGUAAACCAGGAAGAUACGAACGACUUCAUGACGUCACUGCAGCUAAUUGAAAUCGCUUCGAGACACAUUGAUCAAGCCUUACACGAUCAGUUGUUCCAGCUACUACCAAAGCUUUGCCUGUUGCUGAGACAUCCUUUGAAGUCAAUCCGCCACAUGGUUGGUCGAUGUUUGGCCACCUUAGCUGUGGUCAACUCGCAAGUCGUCAUGACCAUGGUGAUCAACGAUAUCGUACCCAUGCUGUCGUCGAUCGAGAACGUCGUUAAGCGGCAAGGUGCCGCCGAAGCCAUUGCCUGUAUCGUUAGCAAGCUACAGAUGGAAAUCGUUCCGUACGUAGUCCUACUGGUUGUCCCGCUGCUGGGACGCAUGAGCGAUCCCGACCAAUCGGUUCGCCUGGUAUCGACUCACUGUUUUGCUACAUUGAUCCAGCUGAUGCCACUGGAUGGAAUCACUCCGAAUGUGCGUGGCCUUUCCGAAGAUCUCAAGAACCGCAAACUCAAAGACAAGGAGUUCCUGGAGUAUCUGUUCACGCCGAAAACGAUUCCGGACUUUAAAAUACCGGUCGAGAUCAAUGCCGAUCUGAGAAGCUACCAGCAAUCCGGCGUCAACUGGUUGUGGUUCUUGAACAAGUACAAACUACACGGUAUUCUAUGCGAUGAUAUGGGCUUGGGUAAGACUCUACAGGCAAUUUGCAUCCUUGCUGGAGAUCAUCACCAACGUAGCCUCGAUCCGAAAUGUGCCAAGCUGCCGAGCUUGGUGAUAUGCCCUCCAACCCUCACCGGACACUGGGUGUAUGAGGUGGAGAAGUUCCUGCCGACCCGUUUCUUGCGCCCACUUCAUUACGUUGGACUGCCGGUGGAUCGAGAACGCCUUCGUCACAAGCUUGGGACGUACAAUUUGAUCAUCGCAUCGUACGAGAUCGUACGAAAAGACAUCGAGUUUUUCAGUUCAGUCCAUUGGAAUUAUUGCGUUCUGGAUGAAGGUCACAUUAUUAAGAACGGUCGUACGAAGAGUUCCAAGGCCAUUAAGCAGCUGGUAGCUAAUCAUCGUUUGAUCCUCUCGGGUACACCGAUCCAGAACAACGUGUUGGAGCUGUGGUCACUGUUCGACUUCUUGAUGCCUGGGUUCUUGGGAACGGAGAAGCAAUUCAGCACCCGCUUUUCCCGUCCGAUUUUGGCUAGUCGUGACCCGAAGAGCUCGGCCAAAGAACAAGAGGCUGGAGCGUUAGCCAUGGAAGCGCUGCACCGACAGGUUUUGCCAUUUCUGCUGAGACGCGUCAAGGAGGACGUAUUGACCGAUCUGCCGCCGAAGAUUACGCAAGAUUUGCUGUGUGAAUUGAGCCCACUGCAGGAACGGUUGUACGAGGACUUCAGCCGAAUGCAUCUCAACUCGGACAUUCGGGAAUGUUUGGAAAAUAUCGACGGACAGAUUGUGAGCAAGAAGACGCACGUGUUCCAGGCGUUGAGGUAUUUGCAAAAUGUCUGCAACCAUCCAAAGCUUGUCCUUCAACCCUCGCACCCGGAAUACCAAACGAUUUUGUCGGAAAUCAGCUCGAUGGAUGACAUCGAACAUUCGGCCAAGUUGCCGGCAUUAAAGCAAUUGCUGCUGGACUGCGGUAUUGGAACCAACGAGGACAUGUCGGUCAAUCAGCACCGGGCGCUGAUCUUCUGCCAGCUGAAGGCCAUGCUGGACAUUAUCGAGAACGAUCUGCUGAAGAAACAUCUGCCGGCGGUUUCGUACUUGCGGUUGGAUGGCAGUGUGCCACCCAGCUCGCGUCAUCAGAUUGUGACCAAGUUCAACGGGGAUCCCAGCAUUGAUGUGCUGCUGCUCACUACUCAGGUCGGCGGCCUUGGUCUGAAUCUUACCGGAGCGGACACGGUCAUUUUCGUCGAGCACGACUGGAACCCGAUGAAGGACCUCCAGGCCAUGGAUCGAGCGCAUCGUAUCGGCCAGAAGAAGGUGGUGAACGUGUACCGGCUGAUCACGCGUAAGUCCCUCGAGGAAAAGAUCAUGGGGCUGCAAAAGUUCAAACUGCUGACCGCGAACACGGUGGUGAGCGACGAGAACGCUUCGAUGGAAACGAUGGGCACCGAUCAGCUGUUGGAUUUGUUUGCGCUCAGCGAUGGCAGCCGGAAGACGGACAAGACAGACAGGGGAUCUACAAGUGCCGGGUCUACGGCAGCUACUCCUGGAGCAUCGGGAACCGAUGCCAACGGCGCGAAUGGCGCCGGCAAUACCAUGAAGAACGUGUUGGAGAAUUUACCGGAGUUGUGGGACGACAACCAGUACCAUGAGGAGUACGAUCUGUCCCAGUUCUUGGAAGGACUGAAGAAAAACUAGUCCAUGAGUGAGUGAUGAAUUGUGCUUUAGCCAGUAAGAGCAAUUGAAAUUGGAGCGUUGCAGCUCUGCUAUGUUAAGUUUUUAUUUCUUAAGUAGUACUGAACCUAGAUUGAACCGCUGUAUCCAAACUCUAGCCCAUCCAAACCCUGUUUUCUACUGUUCUGCUCAGAUUCUUCCAGAUGCGCAUACAACUUUUGGUUUUAGCCAUUUUUAAUUCUAAUCGGUCCUCAUAUAAUUACAUUUACCAACUAUUUCUAACGUUAUAAUUGAAAUGAAUUAUAUCCCAACAAAAUUAGUAGACAUCAUUAGAAUAAACUUUUUGGAUAAAUC
Molecule: messenger RNA, 6650 nt
Organism: Aedes aegypti (yellow fever mosquito)
Lineage: Eukaryota; Metazoa; Arthropoda; Insecta; Diptera; Culicidae
Gene: Hel89B
Product: TATA-binding protein-associated factor 172
Exons: 6
Coding region: 606-6320 (1904 amino acids)
Molecular function (GO): ATP binding; DNA binding; ATP hydrolysis activity
Source: RefSeq, a predicted model, not a curated record